AUGGCUUCAAUGAUGACGAACAGAUUUCAACCGGCAAUGUUUGGACCAGAAAUGUUGGGCUUUGGGAUGGAGUGGAUGAAUAAUGAAGUAUCCACGGGGACAACAAUCAUGGCCACCGAAUACGAUGGAGGCGUCGUCGUCGGUGCUGAUUCCAGGACAACAACAGGGAGCUAUAUCGCCAAUCGAGUCACGGACAAGUUGACAAAGGUCACAGACUACAUCUACUGCUGCCGAUCUGGAUCAGCCGCGGACACGCAGGCUGUCGCUGACCUGGUCAAAUACCAGAUUGACUUUCACAGGAUGGAGAUGGGCAAGGAGCCGCUGGUGAAGACGGUGGCCAACAUCUUCAAACAGUUGUGCUACGACUACAGGGACCAGAUCACCGCAGGCAUCAUUGUGGCUGGAUGGGACAGUCGGGACGGGGGACAGGUGUAUUCAGUUCCCAUCAGCGGGAUGCUCCAGAAGAUGCCCUUCACCAUCGGGGGCUCCGGCAGCACAUAUCUGUACGGAUAUGUGGACGCCAAUUUUAAAGCUGGAAUGACCAAGGAACAGAGCCUGCAGUUUGUGGCCAAUUCUGUGUCCCUGGCCAUGAACCGUGACGGAUCCAGCGGUGGAAUCAUCCGUCUGGCCUCAAUAUCCAAGGAUGGAGUGGAGCGGCAUGUACUCACCGGAGAUAAAGUGCCUCAAUUUUACGAGGAUUAUUAA
Messenger RNA from Candidula unifasciata, 705 nucleotides. Lineage: Eukaryota; Metazoa; Mollusca; Gastropoda; Stylommatophora; Geomitridae. The record is from the annotation of a GenBank genome assembly.